This is a messenger RNA of Fraxinus pennsylvanica, 885 nucleotides long. The record is from the annotation of a GenBank genome assembly. NCBI's taxonomy places the organism in Eukaryota, Viridiplantae, Streptophyta, Magnoliopsida, Lamiales, Oleaceae.
AUGGCAGAGAAGUCCCCCUCAGAAGCAAUCAGAAAAGGCAAAAAAUUCAACUAUCAAGAAAACCCAAUGAUCUUUUCGUCUUCAGCAUCUACCACCCUGCGAGAUACAACAGGAAACAUCCCCAUUGUCAAUCCAACAACACCAGGUACAUCUCCUAUUGUAACUCCGACGACCCCACAGCCAUCAACCACCACUUCACCAACCAUAACGCCGCCAACCACCACCGGACCAACCAUAACUCCGCCAACCACCGCUGGACCAACCAUAAUGCCGCCAAACACCUCAGGACCUACCACAACAGCACCAACCACGACUGGACCAACCACAACUACUCCGGCUUCAUCCGGCCGUGCUUGGUGUGUUGCGAGUCCAUCCGCUUCAGAAACUGCUUUACAGGUGGCUUUGGAUUAUGCUUGUGGCUAUGGAGGUACAGACUGUUCGGCUAUUCAAUCAGGUGCAAGUUGCUAUGAUCCGAAUACAGUUCGUGACCAUGCUUCUUAUGCUUUCAAUAACUACUACCAGAAGAACUCAGCUCCCACCAGUUGUGCUUUCGGGGGGGUAGCACAGCUCACUAACACUGAUCCAAGUCGUGAGAAUUGCCACUAUGCUUCAUCCACUACCACCCCAACAACGCCCACAACUCCAACGAUGCCCACAACUCCAACUAUGCCCACAACUCCAAUAACACCACCCAGCACAACUUCACCUGUCAAUCCUUACAUGCCUGGGGGUGGAACUGUCUCUGGUACAGAACCAACAGGUUACGAUAAUGGUUUGACACCAAUAGGCAGCCCAAGUUCAGCAAAGACAACAUCAUACAGCCUACUGCUGCUCAUUACCAUGAAGUGUGUCCUACUAUCAAUUGCUACAGCAAUUUAUUCAUAA